AUGACUAAUUCAAUGGAGUAUUUUAUUACAGUAAAAGUACCAAUAAAUAUUGCUGUUAUAAAAUAUUGGGGAAAGAAAUGUGAAAAAGAAAUGUUACCAAUGAAUGAUUCAAUAUCACUUACAAUUAAUAAUUUAUAUGCAACAACAAAAGUAUGUUUUGGGGGAGAUUCUGAUAUAGUAUUUAUUAAUGGAAAAAAGUAUGAUGUUAAAGUGGGAUCACGUUAUGAAAAAGUUUUUGGGGAGGUUCGUAGAUUAAUGAAAGAGUACGGUAAUAAGUAUAAUAAUCAAAAAAUAAAUGAUUUAUUAAUGAAAAAGUUUCAUAUAAACUCAACAACUAAUUUUCCUGUAGCUGCUGGUUUGGCAUCAUCAGCUGCUGGUUUUGGUGCAAUUGCUUAUAGUAUGGGACAAUUUUUUAACUUUUCUAUUGAUGAUAUUACAUAUCUUGCUAGAAUUGGUAGUGGAAGUGCCACAAGAUCAGUACUUCCUGGUUUAGUAAUUUGGAAAGGAGAUGACAAAGGUGAAUGUAAGACACUUUUUCCAGAAAAUUAUUGGCCUGAGUUACGUGCUAUCAUUGCUAUUGUAGAAGAUAAAGAAAAAGAGAUUAGUAGUAGUGUUGGUAUGAAGAAAACUAUUGAAACAUCAGAAUUAUAUAAAUAUCGUGUAACAAAUUGUGUUAAGAAACAUGUUAAAGAAUUGAUUGAGGCAUAUGAGGAGAAAAAUUUCCACAAAUUUGGUGAAAUUGUUAUGAAAGAUUCAAAUCAAUUUCAUGCAGUUUGCCUAGAUACAACACCACCAUUAAAGUACAUGAAUGAUAUUUCAUGGAAAUUGAUAAAUUUAGCUAAUAUAUUUAAUAAAGACAAAAUCAAGGUUGCAUACACUUUUGAUGCUGGUCCAAAUUGUUGUUAUUAUAUAGAAAAGGAUAAUGUUGAUAAUUUUAUGUUUCUACUUGAGAAAGAAGGAUUUUCAUUGAAUAGUGGUAAUCUUAUUUUAUCUACUGUUGGUGGUGGACCAGAAAUUAUAAGCAAAUAA
Strongyloides ratti is the source of this 1029-nucleotide messenger RNA. RefSeq names its product Diphosphomevalonate decarboxylase. Gene Ontology annotation, biological process: isopentenyl diphosphate biosynthetic process, mevalonate pathway; isoprenoid biosynthetic process. Gene Ontology annotation, molecular function: ATP binding; diphosphomevalonate decarboxylase activity. The record is from RefSeq and is a predicted model, not a curated record. The coding region runs from base 1 to 1029 and encodes 342 amino acids. Lineage: Eukaryota; Metazoa; Nematoda; Chromadorea; Rhabditida; Strongyloididae. Gene Ontology annotation, cellular component: cytosol. The transcript has a single exon.